UGCGUUUUUUUUGCGGGAGAUUAACAAUGGAUCUUCGUGUUUGUGAUUUGUUUUGUAUCCUCUUUGUGUUUUUUGCUGUACCCUGUGGCGGGACGUACAAUCUACGUGCUGGCAUGCCAAAUGUCUGUCCCUACCAAGAUGUGGAGACAAAGCUAGUGAGAAUACCCUGUGUCCAGGCCUUCACGAGGCUCGUCAAAGUCUGGAAACCAAACUGUGGAAAAUCCAGGAACUGGUGCAUCGGACACGAGAGAAGAACUCAAUAUUUCACGGCAUACAAACAAGAUUACAGGAGGUUUUAUGUCACAAAAUACCAGUGUUGUCAUGGGUGGCAACAACUGCAUUCUCAGGCUGGAUGCAUGUACAGACAGUGCAGUCAGACAUUGUGUCUAAAUGGAGGUCGCUGUGUGAAUGGGAACACUCAGAGGUGUACAUGUCCUGCGGGAUUUCAGGGGUCAAGAUGUCAAUACGAUGUGGAUGAGUGUACCCAGGGAACUAGUGGUUGUGACCAUGAAUGUAUGAACACAGUAGGUUCUUAUAGAUGUAAAUGUAGACAAGGCUUCAGACUAGGCAGAGAUGGAAAAAGUUGUGAAGAUAUCAAUGAAUGUGACAAUAGAAAAGGCGGAUGUCAGUAUGACUGUCGUAAUAGCCAGGGAGGAUUUCAGUGUUUAUGUCCUGCAGGAUACCGCCUCCGUGCCGACGGACGAAGCUGUGAGGCUGCUGGGAACUUGCGUAAGAUUGAAAAUAAAAUAGGAACAAAUAAUGAGUUAGUUGCACAAUUUGAUAAAAAUGGUGAUACCAGUAGAAAAUUAAAACAAGGAGUGGAAAAUCGAAACCAGAAAAAUGAGAUUUCUGUGAAACUUCUAAAUAAAAAACUGGCAGCCAUUGCUCAGAAGACAGAUGAGUUUACAGACUUGGCUUCUGUUUUCAAAAAGAGACGACUUCUGAAUUAUCAGGUGGAAUCAGCCUGCAGUGUAAACAAUGGGGACUGUGAACAUCUGUGUAUAGAGGGCUCUGCAGCAGGACAUUACAGGUGUAGCUGUAGAGAAGGAUACCGACUAAAACAAGAUGGACGGACCUGUGAACUGGCUGACCCCUGUAGGAACAGAAAUGGAGACUGUGAACACAAAUGUAUUAACAGGAAUGGUAGCAGAGUGUGUGAGUGUUUUAUGGGCUACAAAUUAUCAGCUGAUCAGCGACAAUGUGAGGACAUCAAUGAAUGCCUUAACAACAAUGGUGGAUGUAGCCAGGACUGUAUCAACACAAUGGGUUCCUACACCUGUCGCUGUCAGCCGGGUUUCCAGCUUGGGGUCAACAGGAAGUCCUGUUACAGAGUGGAACUGGAGCCAGUAGACAGCUGUGCCAUUAACAACGGAGGGUGUGCUCAUAAUUGUCGUCAUGAGAACGGGGGACCAGUCUGUACCUGUAGGAAAGGAUACACUCUACAGAUUGAUAGGAAAUCCUGUCUAGAUAAAGAUGAGUGUGAGUCUGACGAGGCCUGCUGUGCUCACCAGUGUUCUAACAACCCAGGAGGUUACUCUUGUAUCUGUAGGCGGGGGUUCAUUCUGAACCAGAAUGGCUGCUCCUGUGAUGAUGUGGAUGAGUGCUUGUCGGACAAUGGGGGCUGUGAACAUGAAUGUGUGAACUCGGAAGGUUCCUACAGCUGUGUGUGUAAGCCUGGCUACAGACUAGCACCUAACAACAGAGGCUGUAUCUUGAUAGAUCCAGGUCCUCAGCGGGGGGAUAUCCCAUCUUCUUCUCAGUAUAAGGCCUCAAUACGGCCCCUCCCUUUGGUAGAAAACCUCAAACUUCAAGAUGAACUGAUUGAUGCUGAUGUCAAAUAUGAAUGUGUGCCAGGGAACUUUGGACCAGACUGCAAGUGGACUUGUGACAGUUGUCAGAAUGGUGCAACCUGCAACAGAGAAAAUCCUGGCUGUGUUUGCUCUCCUGGGUGGAACGGAUUUCUCUGUAACCAAACUUGUCCAGAAGGAUCCUAUGGCAGUGGGUGUAACCAGAUUUGUAGCUGUAAAAAUGGAGGGACCUGUGAUCAUGUGACUGGUAAGUGCACAUGUCCUCCAGGGGUCAGUGGAGAAGACUGUGCAGAUGGAUGUCCUUCAGGAUUCUUUGGUAAAAAUUGUGACAAGGCCUGCUUCAAGCCCUGUAAUAGUGGUCACUGUGACAGGGAGUUUGGAUAUUGUAUGUGUCCGCCAGGGUUUUUUGGAUCCUACUGUGAUACAGAGUGCCCCUUGUUUAAUUGGGGAUCUAACUGUAUGAAGGCUUGUCAGUGUAACAGGACCACUACAGAAUUCUGUGAUCCAGUGAAUGGCAAGUGUUCUUGUAAGAAGGGUUUCUAUGGAGAGCAAUGUCAAUUUCGAUGUUUAGCAGGGCAUUAUGGGAAAAAUUGUGAGCACUUGUGUAAUUGUAACAACAAUCAGUCAUGUGACCCUGAGACUGGGAGGUGUUAUCUGAGGUGUGACCAAGGAAGAAUGGGAGAUAGCUGUGAUCAAGUUUGUCCCAAUGGAACUUUUGGUUUUAACUGUGAACAAAAAUGUAAUUGUCACAAUAGUUUAUGUCAUCCUGAGACUGGGAAAUGUAUCUGUAGAGCCGGCACUCGUGGGAGACGAUGUAAUAAACCUUGUCGUGAUGGAACUUGGGGAGUGAACUGUAUGUACCAGUGUACCUGUAAAAGAGGAGAGUGUGAUAAGGUCACAGGAGAGUGCCUCUGUCCUGAUGGCUGGUACGGCCAGGAAUGUCAAGAUGCAUGCCCACCUACCCGUUAUGGUUUCCAGUGUUUACUACAGUGUAAAUGUGAGAACAAUGCCUUGUGUAACCCAGUAGAUGGUUCAUGUAAAUGUAGAGCGGGAUUCAGAGGGACUAUUUGUGACCAAGUGUGCCCUCCUGGGACGUAUGGACCUGAUUGUAUCUAUAGGUGUGCCUGUAGAAAUGGGGCGGAAUGUGACCAUGUCACAGGGGAGUGUAUCUGUGGGCCUGGCUGGAAAGGAGUGGGCUGUGAUGAAAUGUGUGAAGAGGGUACUUUUGGAGCAGGUUGUAAAGAGAAAUGCCGCUGUGCCAAUGGUGCAUCAUGUGAUCAUAUUGGAGGAGGGUGCACAUGCACUGCUGGUUGGCAGGGGAAGCACUGCGACAAGCCCUGCCCCCAGGGAUUUUAUGGCCUGGAUUGUCAGGGGGUCUGUGACUGUGGAAACAAUGGAGCAGAGUGUAACCAUGUGAAUGGGGAGUGUAAGUGUUCUGCAGGGUGGACAGGGGAUGACUGUUCUAAGGCAUGUCCCUUAGGAACAUAUGGGGAGGAGUGCAAGCACCAGUGUCAUUGUGGAAAUGGGGGCACCUGUGACCCAGUAUCCGGGGCCUGUGUGUGUGCUGCUGGCUGGAGAGGAAAUCAUUGUGAAGAAGAAUGUCCUGAAGGAUUUUAUGGUAUUAAUUGUUUGUACCACUGCUUUUGUCGGAAUGGUGCUCCAUGUGACAGUAUUACAGGGGAGUGUAACUGCACAAGUGGAUUCACAGGAACGGCUUGUGAAAAAUCAUGUUAUGAGGGUUUCUUUGGUCCUAACUGUGUACAUCAGUGCCAGUGUGUUCAGGCUGAGUCAUGUGAUAAGGAAACAGGAAGCUGUAAAUGUCUCCCUGGAUACACAGGAGAGCUUUGUGAUAAAGAGUGUCCGAAUGGAUUUUUCGGGGAGAACUGUGAUGAAGAAUGUGGCUGUAAGAAUGGGGCAUCCUGUCAUCAUGUGACGGGGGUCUGCACCUGUACGCCUGGUUGGAGAGGAAGAAACUGCCACAGAGCUUGUAUGCGAGGUUUCUAUGGUCAAGACUGUAUGGAUGUGUGUAUGUGCAGGGAGGACCAGCCAUGUAACCAUGUCACAGGGCAAUGUUUCUGUCCCCCAGGCUUCACUGGAGAAAGCUGUCAAAGCAAAUGCCCGGAGAAUUGGUAUGGAGAGGGAUGUAAUCUGACAUGUAACUGUGGGAAGAACUCGAUAUGUGACCCUGUCACUGGGAACUGUAGCUGUAAGCCAGGACAUUACGGCAAAAACUGCACCAGAAGGAGAAAGAAUAGACGAAAUAGGAAAGUCCGAGACAGGCGUCGUAAUGAAAGUAUAUCUGUGGUGUCUUUUAUAAACAAACCUAAGGGCAGACCUGAAUCAGGCUGUGGAAAAAGAAGAUUUGGUGCAAAUUGUGAGAACAAGUGUAAUUGUGAAAAUGGAGCCACCUGUGACUCCAGAACAGGUGCUUGUUUGUGUCCCGUGGGGUAUAUUGGACCCUCCUGUGCCCAGUCGUGUCCCCGAGGGUACACAGGUCAGGGCUGUAAACAUGUCUGUAAAUGUAGGAACGAGGCGACUUGUGAUCCAGAGAGUGGACAAUGUAUAUGUCUGCCUGGUUACUAUGGGGACAGAUGUCAGUUUAAGUGUGAGGAUAAUAGAUUUGGCAGGAAUUGCAGUGGUGUAUGUAGCUGUACUGUUAAUGGACGCUGUGAUCAUGUGACUGGUCAGUGUCGCUGUGACUUAGGGUGGAUGGGGGACACGUGUGAUCAGCUUUGUCCACCUGGAAGGUUUGGUCCAGCCUGUGUCCACUCCUGUGUGUGUCAGAAUAAUGGUUCCUGUGAUCCUGUUAGUGGAUGUUGUAGCUGCCUCCCUGGGUUCUAUGGUCAAAGCUGCGAAUUCAACUGUCCAGAAGGAACAUAUGGUCUAUACUGUAGAGAGACGUGCAGCUGUAAAAAUGGUGCUAAAUGUAACCCUGUCCACGGGCAGUGUAAAUGUAAACCAGGUUACAAGGGAGAUAACUGCCAACACAUGUGCUCAAGAGGUUAUUAUGGAUUUCUCUGUAAGGAGGAGUGUCAGUGUGGUGCUGCCCACUGUGAUCAUGUGACAGGGGAAUGCUUCUGUCCUGCAGGAUUAAAGGGGGCUAACUGCACAAAUAUGUGUAAACAGGGGAAGUAUGGUCCAAACUGUGAAUUUUUCUGUAACUGUGAUAAUCAGGGCUUCUGUGACCCAGUGUCAGGUGCAUGUGUGUGUCGAAACGGAUUUACAGGGUCAAGGUGUCAGUAUAUCACAGCUUCUUCUUCAGCCAGGAGAGGUGACAUUCCAUGGAACGUACAUUAUUACAGUAAGAGGUGAUGGUACCUCAGAAAUGUCACAUGGGUGCUCUAUAAACAAAACAUUGUCAAGAUCCAGAUCUGAUCCACGAGGGAGACUACCCAGAAUUCCAUAGCAUCAACCAUUACCUUUCAGCAUUUCAUCAAGCAUCACCUCAAUACUACAUCCACCUGCUUUUACUGAAUGUAAAACCUGUGCCAAUAGAUUUCUAUUUUACGAUUAUUUAGCAUGCAUGAUUAAGUGUAUUUGAAGUGUGACUGAAAUGUUGAAGUGAAGUGUUGAUAGUUACAUUGUAGCUAUAUGAAUCAAAUUUUUUUGUGAUAAUUUGCUUAUAUGCUUUGUAUUGGUCCACAUUUAUGCCCUGCAUAAUUCUUGGCAUCACUUGAAAAUUAUGCAAAUUCAACAUAUUUUUUAAUCAAGGUUUCUUUGCUAAGGAAUCUGCCAUGGUUAGUACCAUUAAACCCAUAUUGUGAUUUAAUUUGUUGCAAUGUUAACUGAACCUUGCUGUAGAUUAUAAUUGUAGGAAUAUAGAAAGACAAAUGUAUUGAAUGUAUGUAUUUUGUUUGCUUUUCUUUUUUUUUAGUAAGGACCAAAGAACCCAUGCUUAUAACAAUUUGAAAUAUGAAUUGGUGCAAUAUAUACAUUGUUUUGUUUACAUUUCAUGAAUAUUGCCAUAUUUGUAAAUGUUCGUUAUAGAAUGUAUUAAUUAAGGCUACUAUGUAUGUUUUAUGAAUAAAAAUCCUGAAGGAAUGUGAUCCAGUAGAAUAAAUAAAUCAUGCAAGUAAUCUGUAGGUGCAAUUUUACUAGCAUUAUUAAUUAAAUGAAACUGUUUUCAAUUGAUCAGUGCUCUAGGUGAUAUGACCUGUAAGUUUUCAAAUUAUUGUGAUGCAAUAUAGCUUAAAAAUAUGGUCAAAGUAUGUUGGAAAAUAACUUUUAAAAAAAAGAGUCUCUGUUGGUAAAUACAUAUAUCAGGAAUACUCAUAGUUAAAACUCUAAAUUCAAUAAAUAGGUAGUAACUGUGACAGUUUUUCUUUCUGUUGAUACGAGAAUCUAUUUCUAUGUCUGGUUAUUUCGUUUUCGUUUCAUUACUGUACUUGAGUAUUGGCUUUAAAAGAACAAGUUAUAUGUAUGUGCACAGUUAUUGACUACAUUUUUCUAAAAUGCCUACUCCUAAAAAAAAAUAGCUAUUCAUAAAUAUGUAUGUAAUAUUUUUAUAACUCUAAACUACUAAAUGCACACAAGUACUGUUACAGUAGAUUUUUUAAUUCGUGAGGGUCAAUGCUUAUGGACAAGCAACAUUUUAUUGAUUUGUUGGGACAUGCUUUUAUGGGUAACUUUUUAUACAGAAGAUUCAAUGAAUCAAUACAGUAAAAAAAUAAUCAUUCAUGGAAUGUAAAUUUACAGGUAAGGGUGACCCGUGAAAUUCACAAACAUUAGUCUCCCAGGAACAAUGAUUCCACAGUACUGGUUUUAUAGGUUUAUAGGAUAACAAUGCAUUUACAUAAUUAUUUCAGUUGAUUAUCUACUGUCCCAUCAAAAUAUUUAUCUUCUUAUUUAAUUUUCAUCAAAUUUGGGUAAAUUUUUAGCUCACUUGAACCAAAGGCUUAAGGUUUUCUGAUCAAGACAGAAGAUCCAGUCCAUCAGUCUCUAUUAAAUUUCUAGUAAACCUUGCCACAAAGCAUCCUUGGAUGAAGGGGAUUUAAAUUUGUUCAUAUGAAGGGAUACCCUCCUUUAAAGGGAGAGAUAAUUAAGAAAUGAUGAAAAAUUUGUGGCAUCAUAAAAAAAAAUCUUCAGAACCAUUGAAACAAAGCUUAAGUGAAUGCUUCUUUAUACAGGUUUGUUCAUUUCAUGGCCCCCAGGGGAAGGGUGGGACUACACACAAUAGGGGAUCAAAGUUUAACAAAGUAAUAUUAGGAUUUUUAUGCCCCCAUAUCGAAGAUUCGGGGGUAUAUAGUUUUUGCCCUGUCCUUCUUUCUGUCUGUUUGUCCGCAAAAACUUUAACAUUGACCAUAACUUUUGAUUGGUUUGAGCUAUGGCUUUCAUAUUUCACAUACGUAUUCCUUGUGACAAGACCUUUCUUUGGGUACCACCAUAUUUGACCUUUUGACCUUGGAGUUUGACCCACUUUUGCAAAAGUUUACCAAACUUUAACAUUGGCCAUAACUUUUGAACAGUUAGUGCUAGAGCUUUCAUACUUCACAUAUGCAAUCCUUGUGACAAGGCCUUCCUUUGGAUACCAACAACGUUGACCCUUUGAUCUUGACCUUGGAGUUUGACCUACUUUUGGAAAACGUAAACCUUGGCCAUAACUUUUGAAUGGUUGGUGCUAGGGCUUUCAUACUUCACAUAUGAAAUUUUUGUAACAAGACCUUCAUUUGGAUACCAACAACUUUGACCCUUUGACCUUGACCUUGGAGUUUGACCUACUUUUGAAAAACUUUAACAUUGGCCAUAUUUUUUGAAUGGUUGGUGCUACAGCUUUCAUACUUCACAUAUGUAAUCCUUGUGACAAGACCUUCCUUUGGAUACCAACAACUUUGACCUUGACCUUGGAGUUUGACCUAUUUUUGAAAAACAUUUACCUUGGCCAUAACUUUUGAACGAUUUGUACUACGGCUUUUAUAUUUCACGUGUCUUUCUUGUGAGAAGGCCUCUCCUUGGGCACCAUUAAUUUUGACCAUUUGACCUUGACCUACAUGAUUGACUUACUUUUGAAAAACUUUAACCUUUUCCAUAUCUAUUCAAUGGUUGCUGCUAGGCCUUUCAUAUUUCACAGGUAUAUUUCUCAAGACGAGACUACUUUGGGUAGCAACAUAUUUGAUUUGCAUUUGAGAAAGUUUAACCUUUGCUAUAAGUUGCCAUACGGGGGCAUCAGUGUUUCACAAAUACGUCUUGUUUUCUCUUGAGAACAGUUGGACUAUGAUUAUAUUAAUAUGCAAGCAUCAUCAGGUAGUGCAGAUUCAAGUUUUUCUUCAAAUCAUGGGCACUGGUCUGGAGAUAUGAGUGCAACAGUAAGGGAUCAAAGUUAUACAUGUAUUGAUAUAUAAAGAAAAAAAAAUUAAAAUCAUCAUCUGAAGAACAACAGGGCCAUGGUUAGUGAUAUUGAUAUUGAUAUGGAAGCAUCCUCAGAUAGUGCAGAUUCAUGAACUCUGGCUUACUAGGGAUACAAAAGGAAAUACCAAUUUUGCAUUGAAAUAUAUUGGAAAAAAUCUUAUUCCCAGGAACAGGAGAGCCAUGAUUAAUGAUAUUGAUAUGCAAGUAUCCUAUGGUCGUGCAGAUUCAAGUUUGUUCAAAUCAUGGCCCCUGCUAUAUUGGGCCAUAGUAAGGGAUCAAUGUUUAACAUGACAUGGGAAUAUAAGGAAAUGUAUUUAAAAAUCUAAAGAAUGGUGUGACCCUGAUUAGUGAUCAUAUUAUACAACUAUUCUCAGGUAGCACAUGUUCAGAUUUGUUCAAAUCAUUGCCCCCGCUGGAGCCACAAUAAAAAAUCAAAGUUUUGCAUAGAAAAAUGAAUGAAAAAUCUUUUUAAAACUUCUCAAGAAAAGCAGACCUUAAUAAAUGACAUUUAUAUACAAGCAAUCUUGGGUAAUGCAGAUUCAAGUUUUUUUUUUCAAAUCUUGGCCCCAGGGGUAGGAUCAAAUCAAAAUUAUAAGGUCAAAAAAAUUCUUAGGAUUAUGGUGGACUUAAAACAGUAGGGCCAAAAUUACCCAGGUGAGUGUUGUGACCCAUGGGUUCCAUGUACAUAGUAGCAAAGCAGAUCAUCACAAAGAUACAUCAAAUGCUUGUUUUGUCCUACAAAGGAAAAAUAUGUUAAAAUUACACAUAUUUAUGACAUCAUUAUUUACAUGUAUUCAAAUAUGUCAUCUAAAAUACUCAAUAAUUGGUUACAUGCACUCCCAGCAUGGUUUUUAUGCUUGAUAAUUCUUAUGUAAGUACAUUAAUCACAAGAAUAUAGUAACAGAUUUGAAAGACCAAUAUGGAUGUCCUUGGUCUUUAUUGUCUUGAUUUUUAGCUUACCUGAGUAGGAGGCAUAUGUUUAUCUAUAUGGCAUCUGUCUUUCUAUUGCCACUUGGCUCAUUUUACUAUGUAUAAAGCAUACUUUAGUAAAAUGGUGUAUAUAUUAAAUUCAUUAAAAUUCUUAAACUUAGACCCUUCCAAGGGAAUCAUUUUUCAGGAAUCACUGGGUCAGAAAAGACAUAAUUUACUAGCUUUUUAUGAGUGUAUACAUUCAGAAUUCUCUUGAAAGUUAUUCCUUGGUCAGAAUUGAGCCAGAAUAGUGGACAUUCAAUGUUUUUCUUAAUGAUAAAUAGGAAAAGCAUUUUAAAUAUCUAUAGAAAAGGAUUAAGUUAUGAUCAUAUUUUUGAAACAAGGUCCCUGUGGACUGUAUAAUUAAAAAAUAAAGCCACAAAAUUGGGGGUUACAAUCUGUUAAUUAAGUUUUACAUUUGUAAAAUAUCAAAAUCGCAUAUAGUCUAACCUCUAACCUCUUUAACUUGAUGGGCAAAAAAAAAAAAAAAAAGAUUUUAAAGAAAUUAUGAUAUUGAGGUUAAAAUACAUAAAGAAAAAGUGGUGGGGACUUCAACAUAUGGUAUUCAAGUUGUAAAUGGAUAUAGCAAUAUAUAUAAAAUCUCCUUGUUUAAGACUUCUCAAAAAUAGAUUAAUUUACUUUAUUAUCAUGGAAAUGACAGCAGAAUAUGAAAUUAUUAAGAGAAUUGAAUCCCUGAAGGAAUUUUCUGAAAUUUGCAAGAGGAUAAAGGUGAAAAAUUUGUUCAAUUUUGAUUUUCUUUUAAUUUUGAAAUUCAUAGGGUGCAAAUUAAUUUUGAAAUUUAUAGGGUGCAAACCUCUUCAGUCUUUAUUUUGAUAUAUUUUAGUGACAUCACUUAAAAUACCAAAGAAGAGAUCUUGGGGGUAAUGGAAUUUUUUAAUAUUUUAUUUUUAUGAAGUCAAACAUUAUUACUGAAUCAAAUGUGAGUUUAUUCAACUUUUAAGCCUAGAAACAUUACUUAAUUUAAAACCUUAUCAUCGACUUUUUAAAGUUGAGGUGAAAGAGGAGAUAUUAAAAAAAGUCAAAGUUGCAUAUGCCUAGAAGGCCUUUUUUGUUAUUUUAAGAAGAUGAAAAAUAGUUGAAAUAUUCUUUAGUUCAGUAGCAUAGAAAAGGUCAUUAUUAAAUUGUAGAAAGUAACAUUGUAUGGUGAACUUUGUGACCUGGGAUUUAUUUUGGGAAUUACUUCAUGUUCAAAUAAAAACCAGUCAAAGUUCUAAUUCUACUGUGCAACAUAUUGGAAUAUGGACACUUGAUUAGAUUAGAUUAUCUUUUAUGUUAGAUUCUUAUUAAUUUGUCAAGUGAGGUGCAUCUAAAGAAAGUACUAGAUAGCAAUUAAAUGUUGUUGGCCAUAGAUGUCACAAGCUGACCUUAUUAAAUCAGCUGUCAGCAUCCUAUUGUUAAAUAUCUUUAAUUAUAUCUCUUUUUAACCUAAAAAAAAAUCCCCCAUUUAUGUUUUGUUUCUUUACAAAAUGUCAUACAUUUGUGAUCUACCAUUUUUAAGUCAUUAUGAAGUUAAAUUGUAUUCAAAAUUCUUUUUAAUCAAAAUUACAGAAUAUUUAGAGCAUAGGUGCAUCAUAUUUUAAAAUAUCUCAAAAUAUUUAUGUACAUGCCAUUUUUUUUAAUUUCGUUUAUUUCAGUCUACAUGUACAUUUAUUUUAUAUUGAUGUUUUAUUUUUCCAGUAUUAUGCAUAUGAGUAUUUAAAUGAUAAAGUAUAUCAUAAACUGA
Messenger RNA from Saccostrea echinata, 10866 nucleotides. RefSeq names its product multiple epidermal growth factor-like domains protein 6. The record is from RefSeq and is a predicted model, not a curated record. The transcript has 35 exons. The coding region runs from base 27 to 5120 and encodes 1697 amino acids. Gene Ontology annotation, molecular function: calcium ion binding; scavenger receptor activity; protein binding. NCBI's taxonomy places the organism in Eukaryota, Metazoa, Mollusca, Bivalvia, Ostreida, Ostreidae.